UGGCGCCAUAGUUACUACCUGAGAUCACUAAAACCCUCGAUUCCGACUGCCCCUAAAACCCUAGACUGACGAUGGCUGAGCUCAUCGCUCCCAUGGACAUCGACGGCGACGACACCAACCCCUCUCCUCUCAAACCCAACAACAACAAGGGCAAAAACGUCGUCGUUUCCGACCCCGUCCACGGCGAAGCCACUCCCUGGGUCGAGAAGUACCGCCCUCAGUCCCUCGACGACGUCGCCGCCCACCGCGACAUCGUCGACACCAUUGAUAGGCUGACUAGUGAAAACAGAUUGCCACACCUCCUACUGUAUGGCCCUCCUGGCACUGGAAAGACUUCCACAAUUCUGGCCGUCGCACGCAAGCUCUACGGGCCACAGUAUCGUUCGAUGAUUCUCGAGUUGAAUGCAUCAGAUGACAGGGGAAUUGAUGUUGUGAGGGAACAGAUCCAGAAUUUUGCCGGCACACAGAGUCUUUCCUUUGGUGCAAAGCCACCUGUAAAGUUGAUCUUACUGGAUGAGGCAGAUGCAAUGACUAAGGAUGCUCAGUUUGCUUUGAGAAGAGUUAUUGAAAAAUACACAAAGAGCACUAGGUUUUCUCUAAUCUGUAACCAUGUCAACAAGAUUAUUCCAGCAUUACAGUCAAGGUGUACACGUUUUCGGUUUGCCCCACUUGAUUCAUUUCAUGUGACAGAGCGACUCAAACAUGUUAUAGAAGCUGAAGGGCUUGAUGUGUCUGAGAGUGGAUUAGCAGCAGUUGUACGGCUUAGCAAUGGAGACAUGAGAAAGGCUCUGAACAUUCUGCAGUCUACUCAUAUGGCUUCACAGAAGAUAACUGAAGAUGCAGUUUAUCUUUGCACAGGAAACCCAUUGCCCAAGGACAUUGAGCAAAUAUCUCACUGGCUUUUGAAUGAGUCCUUUACAGAGAGUUUCAAACGAAUUUCUGAUAUGAAAGCAACAAAGGGAUUGGCUUUGGUAGAUAUUGUUAGAGAAGUGACUAUGUUUGUUUUUAAGAUUAAGAUGCCAGCAGAUGUUCGAGUUCUGUUAAUCAAUGAUUUAGCUGACAUAGAGUACAGAUUGACCUUUGGAUGCAAUGAUACAUUGCAACUUGGAUCAAUGAUUGCUACUUUUACGAAAGCUCGCUCUGCACUUGUUGCUGCUGCAAAGUAGCAUUGCUGUGGUCUUUUUAAUGCUGAAGUCUAAGAAUGUGAAGGUGUUAUCUCGUUAGUUUGAAACUUUGAACUGUUAAGACUUCGGCUUUCAUAAUAGUUUUCAACAUGUACUUUGGAUGUGCACACCAUUGUUGAGAUAUCCAA
Molecule: messenger RNA, 1312 nt
Organism: Argentina anserina (silverweed cinquefoil)
Lineage: Eukaryota; Viridiplantae; Streptophyta; Magnoliopsida; Rosales; Rosaceae
Product: replication factor C subunit 3
Exons: 9
Coding region: 72-1166 (364 amino acids)
Biological process (GO): DNA repair; DNA-templated DNA replication
Cellular component (GO): DNA replication factor C complex; nucleus
Molecular function (GO): ATP binding; ATP hydrolysis activity; DNA binding
Source: RefSeq, a predicted model, not a curated record